Molecule: messenger RNA, 767 nt
Organism: Cladocopium goreaui
Lineage: Eukaryota; Dinophyceae; Suessiales; Symbiodiniaceae
Source: the annotation of a GenBank genome assembly
UUGUGGAGUCAAUGAAACCUUCUGCAGCCCUUGACAGCAUGGCAGCUGCAUUUGCUCUCGUCGGGCGAGUGCCUCGUGCCUGCGGCGUGCAGGCCAGCCAUCCCCAGGCACACAGAGAUUACUCAUCUUCCAAAAGAUACGAUUGGGCACAGCGAGGAUGUCUUGCAGGCAGUGCCUUCCUGGCAGCAUGCUCGCAGCCAACUUUUUCCCGAACAGCGAGGCGAGCAGUUGACAUGCCGGUGAAAGAACCUCCUGUGACUACCACGGUCGCAAUCCCUGGUGCAAAAGUGGAGGAGGAGACCCGACAGAAGAGAGCAGAUGAGUAUCGCCUUGUCCUUUACAACGACCCCUUGAACAAGCGCGAGUACGUGGCCAGGUGCUUGAUGACCAUUUGCUUGCUCAAAGAGGGGGAUGCUUACCAGGUGAUGAUGAAGGCUCACAAAGAAGGCGUGGCGGUUGUUGGAACCUAUGCCUUUGAGACUGCCGAGGCCUAUUGUGAGGGCUUGAAAGCUCAAGGCCUUAGUGUAGAUAUUAUCCCAGUGGACAAGGAUGAUUGAUGGGCCAGCAGGGGCAGGAGAGAUGGCCCAUUGCAUGUGUACAAAGAACCAAAGUUGUAGACGCCAGCUUGUCGCUGGGCAUUGAUUCACUGGUUGGUGCGCUGGAUGGUUUGCGAAGAUGUUUGCUGACAGGAACUUGGUAAAUUGUGAUUUUUUUCGAGAGCGUACACACCAGGAUUCAAAAACAAGACCAAUGCAGUGAGCGGAAAA